Dreissena polymorpha is the source of this 663-nucleotide messenger RNA. RefSeq lists its product as uncharacterized. The transcript has 4 exons. The coding region runs from base 16 to 414 and encodes 132 amino acids. Lineage: Eukaryota; Metazoa; Mollusca; Bivalvia; Myida; Dreissenidae. The record is from RefSeq and is a predicted model, not a curated record.
CUGUCGAAAUACCAGAUGCUGACUAGAAAAGCUGUGAAACACUGUGUCACCGAGUUUGAGCAGAUGGACAAGUGCGGGCAGCUCACAAAGCUGCGAGAUUCUUCGAGCAGCUCUACGUUGAAGGAAGCCCGCGAGAAAACUAAAGAUGUUAUGAACUAUGAUAGAGAAAGUCCUGAGGGUUUAAAAAUUACAGACGUUCACGGAAUGUCAGAAUCAUUUGAUGAUGUAUUGGCAGAAGUCGUGAAAGAAAUGGCAGAGUUUGUUAAGUUCGAAAAAGAGUUAAAAGCACUUGCUGAGAAAGGAAACGCAGCCUAUACACAGUGGGUAAGCAAGCUCAGGAAUGAGACUGCGAAACUGAAAGAUGACAAGGCCAGGAAGUUCCUGCAGUCAUUCCGGACUCAUCUACAGACUUAGAACGCUCACUAACUAUCAGAAGGGAAAUGUACAGGACAAGAUGCAUAAAUCUGGUUGGCAUUUCGACGGAAUUAUGGCCCUUUUUGACUUAGUAACUUUGAAUAUUUUAUUUUAUUUUGUGUUUACAUGCACUUUACUUCUAAAGUAUCAAGGCUAUUGCUUUAAAACUUCGAAUACUUUCUUACUAUCAUGAGGAUGUGUACAUGGCAAGUUUAAUUUGACCUUGACUUUUGCAUGACAUUGAUUCUU